AUGAGCAGCGAUUCGUUCCAUUCCGAGCCGCCCUUCUCGGUCGACGUGCUGCACCCGGCUGACGGCUCUGCUCGGCCGCCGCUGGAAUCGCUCCUCCCGGGCGUCUAUCGCGAAGCGGGCCAGUCGGUGCUGACGGUGCCGGCGCUGACGGCGGCGUAUCUGACGGCGGAGCUGGACCUCGGUCGUCUCGACGACUACAGCCACCACUGGUUCUGGCUGCUGGACUCGCCGGCUCUUCCGCGGCCGCUGCACGACUGCAGGCACAAGUCGCGCGUCAUCUGUCUGACGGAGCGGCUGGACCGCCACCUGGGCCUGGGCCUGAGUGCCGGUGGUGGUGGCAGUGCCAAGCAGACGCUGCUAUUUGUCAAGCCGCUGCCGCGUCUCUUGCUAGACGUGCGCUUCUGGCAGAUGCUGUCGUGCAACCGUGGAGACAGCUCACACACCCACGCCCACUGCCCGAAACACCAUCUCUGGGAAUGCGCCCUCGGCUUUCUCUACUCGUACGCAGCCCUGGUGCCGUGCGAGAGCGACUUUCGCCUCGCCCAGCACCACGGACUGCUGCCGGCCGAAGUCGCCUGGACUGGCUGGCGCGUGCUCGUCGGCCAGGUGGCCACGUGUGCGGACGUGCGCGGCCGCCGGUUCCACCAGCGCUUCCGGUACGGCGAGCUGUGGCUGCACCGGCUGCGCGAGAUGGCGCAGCUGCGUCGCGGCGGGUUGCUGCCCGUUCUCGUCGGCCGGCUCGACCGCAUCGGCCGCUUCUUCCAGGACAACGUGCGGUCGCUGGCGUCGCUGGUCGCGUACAUGGCCGUCGUGCUGAGCGCGCUGCAGACCGGCCUCACGACCGUCCGCCUGGCCGACAGCGCCGCGUUCCAGUCCCUGGCUGCCGGCUUCACCGUCUUUGCCCUCGUUGGACCCCUCGCUGUCGUCCUCGGCUGCGCCCUCUACUUUGGCGCCUCGCUCCUCUACCACGUCGCUGUCCACUUCGUGACCGGUCACCUGCGCGCAGCCGACGGCGGCACCACGUCUCGCGAAGACCUGGCCGCCUACGGGCACUGGGACGAAAAGAGCGAGGUAUAG
This is a messenger RNA of Grosmannia clavigera kw1407, 1077 nucleotides long. RefSeq lists its product as uncharacterized. The record is from RefSeq and is a predicted model, not a curated record. Bases 1 to 1077 code for a protein of 358 amino acids. The transcript has a single exon. NCBI's taxonomy places the organism in Eukaryota, Fungi, Ascomycota, Sordariomycetes, Ophiostomatales, Ophiostomataceae.